AUCGAAUUAAUUUUGCGCAGGCGUGAAGCGGUGAAAAACAAACGAAGGCAAAGCGAAACACAUGCAGAACUUGUUGAAGUUGUUUAUUGUCAUACGGAGUUUUAUACGGCAAAAUGUCUCUUCCACCGGAGAAAAUCACAGAGCUUAAGCAAAUAAUCCAUUCCCAACUAAAUCAGAUGGACAUACAGAACAAAAUCCGAGACAUCCUCUCCGACACGAUACAGCAUGACUUCAUGGGCCAGCAUGGUAAAGUGGGAGAAGAGGAACUGUUACAUAAACUGAAACAACAAGGACUUGUAGAUGACAUUCUGCAUCAGCUGCAAUUCAGAGGUCAGCAAGGGGGCACAACUCCAGCAACUCAUUUCUUGGACAAGGAUGAUAAAGUAACUCAGUUACCCACAAAGAAAGUGAACAUAGACCCAACAAGAAGAUAUGUCUAUUUCCAAAUAAAAGGAGGUAAAGCGUUCUUGGAACACAUUGAUGAAAGUGACCCCAUGCCUGGACAAGUGUCAUCCUUCUUCACAUUUCAUAUUUACUUCCGGGGUCAGCGGUUCAAAUCCCGUCCCAUUCCUUGUGCAUGUGAACCUACCAUAGAUGAAGGUUUUCUGCUGGAACUCCACAAAGAGUCAUCUGGAGAAGCAGGAAAGAUGGCAGAUGCUAGCACCAUGUUGUCCAUCAGUGAUCCCAUCCACAUUGUUCUGAUCAAGACAGAAGCCUCGGGAGAGACCAGUCUGGUGUCCUCUAACUUCUUUGAGUGGAGAACGGUACUGGCCUCCUCAGGAAACAGAAUAUCCAUGAUGUUAGAGCUCAAAGGAACUGGAAAUGAAAGCAAGGUGCCAGCUGGAGUCAUUGAGAUUAUGAUGGAACUUUUCCCCAAGUCUACAAAAAAUUUUGGCCAGGAUGUUGUAGCGGCACAGAUAAGCCUCGAGAAAAGCAGACAGGCAGAAAGGGAGCGGCUGUUCUUAGUGUAUGCCAAACAAUGGUGGAAGGAAUAUCUGCAAAUCAGACCAGCUCAUCAGGACAGACUGGUCAAAAUAUUUGCUCAGGAUGAGAAUAUGGUGAACAGACCAGUCAACUCUUACCUGAAGCCUUUAAGGGGAGGUCGACUACUGGAUUCAGCAAGACAUGCAGCAAGAUUUGUCAGCCUUAUACACCAUGAGAAAAUUCAGUCGUUAGGGGCUGGAGGCAGAACAGAACAGUGGAGUAGUGUGCAUGCGUUCCUGUGUAGAAACAAAGGGGACUGUGAGGAUCAUGCCACACUACUCUGUAGUCUUCUUCUGGGCUUUGGACUGGAUGCCUAUGUCUGUGUGGGAACAAAAUCUAAGGGUGCUGUCCAUGCUUGGGUGGUCACUAUCAGCGUGGAGGGGACUAUUGUUUUCUGGGAGAGUCUGAAUGGACACAGGUACAUACAUUUACCAAUUGACCCAAAUGCCCCACCAAUGGACAAACAGCAUCGUCCAAAGUACCCAUACAAGACAGUUGGAUGUGUGUUCAAUCAUGUCUCAUUUUAUGCAAAUAACCAGCCAUCAGAUUCAGUGGAGGUAUGCAAAUUUAACCUGAGUAAUGAAGCAGACUGGAAAUCAAUGUCCCAGGAUGCCAUCCUCUCAGUGUGUGGGCCAGGAACCUCCCCUACGUGGCCUACCAUGCCUCCCCUAUGUGCCUCCAGCCUGGACUCCUCCCUUGUCAGCAAUGACCUUGAACAACAGUUAAGGGUCAUGGUGUACGAACACAGGAGGGAUUUGGGGCUCACCACCAAUUUUGAUGACCAACUUAGCUAUCUUCUGACACCAGCAUUAGCAGCUUAUGAACUGGAAAGAGUCACAGGAAUCACAGCAGGAAAUGAAGAAUUCCAGGAUUCCAUCAAGCAAGCUGUACCAGAUGGCCAUACAUUUAAGGGUUACCCCAUACAGUUCUCUCACAGAAAUGCCAGACGAACUUUUGCCACAUGUUUAAAGUCUCCGGUGUGUGAAGAAAUCAUCAAUUGUAGAGGAGACCAUGUUCGUCUUGGCGUACGAGUUAAAGUUUACCCUUACCCUGAAAAUGCAGUAGCAACCUGGGUCAUGUUUGCAUGCAAAUACAAAUCAAUCUUAUGAGCAUGUCCACCAAAGAGAGUAAAUAGAUUUUAUAUUUUCGUGAGUGCACCUAAUUGUCCAUGAGAUUUGAACACCUCAGUGUCAUAUUUUGGUAAGAGACAAAUAUCCAUUUCUGAAAUAUUUGUGUAAAACAUCAGGACAAAUGGGUAAAUAUUUGAGAAUCUUUGUAAGGUAUUAGUUAUAGGUAUGAAAACUUUUAUUGAGUAAGUUCUACAAAGCUUUACUUUGUUGGCAUGCAAGUAGUUUGAUCCUGAUUUAUCACAUAAACAUUUAACAAUGCUUCACCAUGUGAAAUUACUUUCUGUAGAAAUUUUUUAAAUGCACUGCUUAUAUCUGAGAUGAUGUGAGAUCCUGUUGACAAAGUUUAACAAGGAACCUGAAAUGGUAUGGAAGUGAAGAGUAGAAAUGGUCUUCUUAAUUGAAAGUAUGAAAGAGCUCUGUACAUACAUCAUGUAUUAGUUUGUGAAUGAUCAUGAGAAAUACAUGUAUAAAUGAAAGCUGCAAGGUAUGUUUUAGUCUUCAUUUAAAGAUUUAAGGGUACAAACAUUUAGUACUGUGCCAGUUUUGUUUGUUUUUGCUUUCUUUGAUAUUCUCUGUGAUAUACUUGUUUAUUUUUUCAUGACUGAAUAGUGCUUCAAGCUUUAAGGUUGUUGUAUGUUGCAUGUAUUUUAUACAAAAUAUGAAGUAUAUAUCAUCAUUUAAUGAUCAAGUGUAUAGUGUCUAGUUAACUUUAAAUAUGCAGUCUUUAAUAACAUGUAAAUCCUUUAUCAUUAUGAUAAUACAUGUAUAUCAUAUGAUCAGUAUGAUGAUAUAAUAGAUGGAACAAAAAAUACUGAUACUGUUAGAAUCUGUUUUUGUUGUCAAUUUUGUUUUAUUGAAAGUACAAAUAUAGUAAUAAAUCGUUUUACAUAA
Molecule: messenger RNA, 3005 nt
Organism: Saccostrea echinata
Lineage: Eukaryota; Metazoa; Mollusca; Bivalvia; Ostreida; Ostreidae
Product: centrosomal protein of 76 kDa-like
Exons: 12
Coding region: 114-2093 (659 amino acids)
Source: RefSeq, a predicted model, not a curated record